AUGAAAAUACAGAGAGGAGAAAUAAAUGAAAGUAUCAUAUAUAUGUAUAUAUAUGCGUCAACAUAACCAGACGUGAUUUAACACCCAUUCAAUAGAUUUUCUGUUUUUUUUAUCUGCUAAUAGUCCCUUCAUCAGAUCUUUAACAUCCCCUGAUAAAUAAUCAGGAAAUUAUAAAUUAAAGCCUUCUUGGACUUAAAAAGGAGUUCUUCCUGUGGUUAAUUCAAAGGUCAGAACUCCGAGUGACCAUAAAUCAAUUGAAUUAUCAUAUUGUUAUCCAUAAACCAUUUCAGGUGGAAGGUAAUCGAUGNACGUAAUUUAUUUUUAAAAGAAAUUAGUUUAGACCCUUAUCGAAAAAGAUUAGUAAACUACAGAUAAGAAGAGUGUAUUAGUUUUUGAUGAUGCUGUUUAUUUAAAACGAUAUUCUAAGUAUUAUUUUGGAAUAUGAUUUUAGUUAUAGAUAAUAGGAUGAAGACGUUAUUAAUAACUUGGUUUACUCGAAGAAUAAUGAUAAGUGCCAAUAGUUUUUAUUAAGCUUGUAAUAAUGUUAAGCAAGAAAAGUGUAACAUUUUCUUAGAAGAUCAAUUAUUUUACUAAAAUUAACAUUUCCUUUACAAAUCUUAAUUUUCUCUAAAAUCUAUCUAGCUUCAAUUUUAUUUCUUUUAUUAUUAUAUUAGGAGUGAUGGGACUAUUCUACAAACUAUACAAUAACUAUAAAAUUCACCAAUUCCACCACUUCUACAUUUAAAGUUCGAACUAAUUCUUUUAUUUGUUAAUUUGAUAAAGAUAUUAUGGAUAGAAUAAUAAUAGGAUUAAAUUAAUUAUUAUCGAAUUAGUCAAUAGUUUUAUACUUAAAGGAGAAUAAGAAUGGAAGGGGUUUUAAAUGUAAAAUUUAAAUAUCAUGCUUUUAAUGAGUUUGUUAUAUUUCGAGGAUUGAAUACAAAUUGUAUUUCUAGAAAUAUAUAUUAGCAAGAUGCUAUUGGGGAUGGGAUUAUAAUUUCGACUCCUACAGGAUCUACUGCUGA
Messenger RNA from Paramecium octaurelia, 1022 nucleotides. Lineage: Eukaryota; Ciliophora; Oligohymenophorea; Peniculida; Parameciidae. The record is from the annotation of a GenBank genome assembly.